GCCGGACUGGAAUAUGAGGAGUGCAGGACUCAGCAGGCGGAGCAACAGGAAGCGGAGCAACAGCCACUAUGGCGGAGACGCACAGCUUGCAGGACCUGCGGCAAGCAGCCGUCGCCUCCAAGGUUUUCGUCCAGAGGGAUUACACCUCUGGCACCAUCUGCAGGUUUCAGACCAAGUUUCCCGCAGAGCUGGAAAGCAGGAUUGAUAAGCAGCAGUUUGAAGAGACCAUGCAGACCCUGAAUAAUCUAUUUGCUGAGGCAGAGAAACUGGGAGGAAGGUCCUAUUUGGAGGGCUGUCUUGCUUGCCUCACUGCGUACACAAUCUUCCUCUGCAUGGAAACCCACUAUGAGAAAGUGCUGAAAAAGAUCGCCAAGUACAUUCAGGAGCAGAAUGAGAAGAUAUAUGCUCCUCUUGGGCUUCUCUUGACUGACCCCAUAGAAAGAGGGCUGAGAGUUUUGGAGAUUACUAUUUUUGAGGAUAGAAGCAUUGGCUCAAGAUAAAAUACACCAAAGGAUCAUGUGUGCAACAUGGUUGGCCUGCUGGACUCAGAACCUGCUUUUCCAUCUCAUAAUGUCCUUACCCUGUUGCUUCAUAUGUAGGAAGGGUAGACCAACCUUAUUUCAGUUAAUUCUUCUGUUUUUUUUUUAAGAGGAAGAGAGUGAUUGUAUAAUGUAUCUUACAGAAACCCACCAAAUCAGCUCUUGAUCAUUAAGCAGCCCUCUGAUGUCUUAUUUUGAAUUUCUUGUACAUUUGUGUUGUGCCAUGUUAUUUUUAUAUUUUAUAAAUCGUUUCUCCAGGACCUGUUCGCUUCUCUGGUUUUCUGUAUAUACUUGUCUUGAUUGAGAAGUAUAGAUCAAAUGCACAGUGUUCGGUCACCGUGUAGUUGAUCUAACCUUGUUAGAAUCUCUUGUGAUUUUUGCCUUAUUAUUGUGAAAUUUGUUCUCGAAAUAUGAUCAAUUUAAUCAUUGGAAAAACUGUUUUUCUUACAAUACUGAAGCUGCUUGGGUUUUGUGCACAUCUGAAAUGGAUGAUCAAGAUUUUUUGCAUUUAAUCAAGAGUUUGUUACGUAACCCGUUUAAUUACAUUAUAUCAUCACUUCAUUCUGUAAUGUCCCUUAACCAUAUGUGUUUUUCCUUCAUUAUAUAUUUUUAACACUAAAAUUUACGAUAUUGUUCAGUGGACAUCUGUUCUCUUAUUUUGAUCUGCAAUGUAAUCCUUAAAUACACACAAAUGCCAUAAUUCCCUUAAAUAGCAUGGUCUAAUAUUGCAUAACCUUGUAUUUCAUACUGCUUGUCAGUUUAACCUACUCUUUGUGUUAAUCUUUUUAUCCUGUAUCAGUGUCUUUUUGAAACUCUUUUGACACUUAUUUAAACUAUGUGCCGUUCAAUAAAAUGUUUUGAUGAACAA
Molecule: messenger RNA, 1407 nt
Organism: Triplophysa dalaica
Lineage: Eukaryota; Metazoa; Chordata; Actinopteri; Cypriniformes; Nemacheilidae
Gene: golga7
Product: golgin A7
Exons: 6
Coding region: 69-500 (143 amino acids)
Biological process (GO): Golgi to plasma membrane protein transport; protein targeting to membrane; peptidyl-L-cysteine S-palmitoylation
Cellular component (GO): Golgi stack; palmitoyltransferase complex
Source: RefSeq, a predicted model, not a curated record